CGCUGAUUGGCUCCUUCCUUCUUUAAUGCUGCACGGCGCAUUUGGAAGCUGGAAUACGUCCGCAGAGUACUCGGCUGUUAGCAACAGGCUGAGGAGAUGCGUUUGCUAUCAGACUGGACCGAGAAUUCGGCUCGAUGUCGGGAGAAAAGAAAAACGCUGAUGCGGCGCUGUGCCUGAACAAGAUGGGUCCAGCCCGCCCCAUACCCUACUCCUGGUGCUGCUGUCACUGAGCCGCCGUCACUUUCAGUCUAGGCUAGAGGGUCCCGACUCCCGAGUCAUGUGGAGGGGACCAGGCUCAUCUGAUAGGGCCAAAUCAAGUGUAGGGUUUAUGUUAUGCAGAUGCUUGUCUGCUGCUUGGAAACCUACGAACUACGAAAUACGAACUACGGACUCAGGUGGAUAUGGUAGUACAGGAGGAGAAUUCCUUAGGUUAGGAGGGCGAGAGAGCGGUGCAGGUGCAGGUGGACGCGGCGGCGAAAUCAAGAGGGGUAGCGGCGGUUGAUGAGGCGGCCUGCUUGGUACAGGGAGGCAGGGAUCGUGACCCGGAUGGGGAGGUAUGUCGUGAGGUACGUGGGGAGGUUCAUGGUAUUGUGGUUUUGGUUGUGGAGUUUUGGGUUGUUGGGAUCGAGGAUGGUCGGUGGAGGAUGAGAUGGUUAGGAUGAGAUGG
Molecule: messenger RNA, 667 nt
Organism: Aspergillus brunneoviolaceus CBS 621.78
Lineage: Eukaryota; Fungi; Ascomycota; Eurotiomycetes; Eurotiales; Aspergillaceae
Exons: 1
Coding region: 278-502 (74 amino acids)
Source: RefSeq, a predicted model, not a curated record